GAGGUCAGCGGGGCUGGAGGCAGAACAAGUCCACACAUGAUCCCCUCAUAUGAUUCUGAUUAGGGACCGGAAUAAAAAAAAAAAAAAAAACAUGGGGCGGGUGCAUCUCUGCUUUGACUCACAGCUCAGCUAGCCUAUGGCUGUUGAGCAGUAUUUCCCCAUGUGUUGAGUCAGAGGGCUGUGAGCUCAGUGUGAGGCUGUGAGUGGGCGGGGUGGGUAUAUGUGGUGCUUCAGAAGAUAGUAUCUGCUCAUACUUUGAGGAACGUGGUGAAAGCGGUUGUGUUACUGGAUAGUUCACUUAUUCACUCUUCAGGAUAUUUGGAUAUUGGGUUCUCCAUCAUCCAUUGACUGAAGAACGAGGUGGAAACUUCUGUUAUUCUGCUCAACUACAUCUAUACACCUUCUGAAGAGCUCAUAAAGGUUUUUGCCUCUGACUCUGAGUCUGUGAUUGGGUGGAAGAUGCUCGGCAGCGCCACACAAAGGCUGAUUCAUCAGAUCGAUCGGGACGGAUCUCUGAUCUCCGUUUCCCGACCGAACGACUCGGAGAAGCUGAAGCCGCUGGCCGUGGUGAUCAAGCGUCCGGCCGUGUGGUUCUGGCAAUCAACCAAAUACAGACCCACCACCUUCACCCUCAACGACCUUCUGCUGGGGGAUCCCAUCCAAACAGUGGUGGAGGAAACUGACUUACUGGGGUAUAAGGAGAAGCAUGUAUCUAAUGUUGGUGGAUCAGUGGAGGCGGGAGCGGUGGGGAUGAAGCUGAAAGCUGAAGGACACGGAGCGUCUAAGCUCUCAGCGUCUCUCGGGAUGAUUCGUAAAGACAUGGUGAAAAUGCAGAAACUCCUUCAGGACUCCAGAUACAGGAAGGUGGAUCUCCAGCACGGCCUGAUCCAGCAGACUCUGGGUAAAUCUCAGCAUUACUUCACUUUAGUGGUAGAACGGAUCUUCACUUCCUGUGAAUGCACCAUCGAGUAUAGCGGUAUGGAGGAGGGGAAGUGUGGCGGCGUGCUGAAGGCUCUAGGGAUCUACCCUGCAGAGUUGUGUCUGAGGGAGAGCGGCAAUCUGAAGUAUGAUACGAAUGUGGCUAUAGACUUACCUGCAGGCAGUGUUCUGGCCUACAGCGUCAUACAGCUGGACAUCAAAACUGACGGCCGUUAUGAACUCUCCGCCUGUUUCGAUGGGUUUCAGUCAGAUGAUGAAAGUUCUCAGCCUUCGCUUUAUGGUGAAGAAGAGGUGGUGGACGGAUUAUCAGUGGAGUGGCCAUGUUUACAGAAGGGUUCUUCACUGAGUGUACUGAAGGAAGUGCUCUGCGGUGUGAAGGCUAGUCUGAGUGUGUUGGCCCAGUUGCCGGUUCCGACCCGCUCGUCUCUUCUGCUCCUGUUCCGUCAGAUUCUGCUGAAACCGACUCUAAAGCUCCUCUACUGUUUGGAGUACAAGUUGGAGACAUUCUGCAGAAAUCCCAGCCUUCCUGUGGACGACGCUUCAGACAAGCUAGUAGAGGACUUUCUGGAUCUGAUAUGGCCUCACAGAACCAUUAUUAAGAGAACCUCUACAGAACCAGUCACUCAAAACGGAUCUUCAUCACCUUCACUGUCCAAUCAGAACGGAGUUCAUACACCAGCAACCAAUCAGAACGGGGCUCAUACAUCACAAGCCAAUCAGAACGGGGCUCAUAUACCAGCAGCCAAUCAGAACGGAGCUCAUACACCAGCAGCCAAUCAGAAUGGAGCUCACUACAAUGGGAUUUCAUCGCAGACAGUGUAUUUAAAUGGCUCCUCCUCUACAGCUGAGGCGGGUCGGCCGGUCCGGACUGCGCUGUACAUGCUGGUCAGCGCCGCUGAGGGACUGAAGGAUGAAGGACUCAUCUACCUAGAAAGCCUCUGCUCUCCAGAAGAACUCCGUGGAUUAAAUUAUUUGGUGAAUCUUCUGACGGACAGCGAGAAGCCCCUCCCUCGUGACAGUCUGCCAGAUGUACUGCAGAGCGACGCCCAGUUCCUGAAGGUGGAGGCUCUGUUCCGAUUGGGCGGAGUUACCCUGAGGAGGGAGGGGCAGCUGUGGGCGGAGGUGGAGUCAGGCACUGAAUUCCUCCCAGCAGUGCUGUGUGUAGUCAUUCAUGGCCUCGCCUACCUGAGCCAGGAUCUAUAAUAGAUAAUAUAUAUAUAUAUAUAUAUAUAUAUAUAUAUAUAGAUGUAUAUCAUUUUAUAUUAUAUAAUACAUUUAUUUAAUAUCUAUGUUUUAUGUAAUACUUUAUUAAGCAGUUAAAUUGCAUAAUAAUAUAUCUGGCGUGCUCUGAAGGAUGUGACCAUUUGAUAUGAUCCUUUAUUUGCUUGUCAAUAUUGAUAACAGCAUUGAUGUAUUAUUGAUAGAUGGAUGGAUUGGUUGGUUUGAUGGAUGCAUUGGUGGUUUGGUAUUGGUAUUGGUUGGUUGCAUGGAGGGAUGGUUUGAUGGAUGGAUGAAUGGCUGGAUGGAUGGUUUGAUAGGUCAUUGGAUGGAUAGUUUGGUAGAUGAUUAGAGAAAUAAAUGGGUGUUUCAUGGAUGGAUGGAUGGAUGGUUUGAUGAGCAGAUUAAUGGAUGGUUUGUUGGAUGGUUGAAUGGAUGGUAUGAUCGGUGAAUGGAUGGACGGAUGGAUGAUUUGAUGGAUGGCUGAACAGAUGGUUUGAUGAGUAGAUGGAUGGAUGGUUUGUUGGAUGGAUGAAUGGAUGGUUUGAUCGGUGAAUGGAUGGACGAAUGGAUGGUUUGCUGGAUGACUGAAUGGAUGGAUGGUUUGGUAGAUGAAUAGUUUAAUUCUUUAUUGAAUGGAUGGACAUGUUUUUUUAGACUUGGAUGGAUGGUUUGAUGGAUGAAUGGUUGGGUAGAUGAUUAGAUGGAUAAAUGGUUAGGUGGAUGAAUGGGUAGAUGAAUGGAUGGAAGAGUUGGCAGAUCAAUGAAGGGGUGGAUGGAUGGAUGGAUGGAUGGUUUGAUGGACGAUUUGAUUGUUGAAUGGAUGGAUGAUUUGCUAGAUGAAUGGUUUGAUUGUUUGUUGAAUGGAUGGAUGGAUAGUUGUUUAGAAUGGAUGGAUGGUUUGAUGGAUGGAUGGAUGGAUGAAUGAAUGGUUAAUGGGUGGAUGGAUGGAUGGAUAGUUAAAUGGAUGGAUGGUUUGAUGGAUGAAUUGGUGGAUGGAUAGAUGAGUUGGUAGAUGAAUGAUUUGAUUGUUGAAUGGUUGGAUGGAUGGAUGUUUAGAAUUGAUGGGUAGAUGGAUGGAUGGUUUAAUGGAUGGUUAGAUUGUUGAAGAAAAGUUAUGGAUGGAUGGAUGAAUGGAUGGAUGGAUGGAUGGAUAGUUGGAUGAAUGAAUGGUUUAAUAUAUAAUUGGGUGAAUGUUUGGUUAGAUGAUUGGAGAGAGGGAGUAAACAGGUACAACUGAUGUUGAAAUAGACAGUGAUAAAAAACUUCCCGGUUAUGUGUAUAUAGAAUGUAAAUAUUAUAUUUUAAUUUGAUUAAUCAAACAUUUAUCUGACUUUGUAUAUAUUUAUAAACAUUUAGUUUAAAGUGACAGACAUAUCUCAUUUCAAACGUAUUUUAUUACAGUUAGUUUUGACAUUUAAAAAAAGCCAGUUCUCAAACUACAACUACAUCAAAUCUACGUGACAGUAUUUAAUUCAUUGUAUCCAGAUGUUCUGAUUGGUUGUUUAUUGUAUGCAAAUGUGUGAAUGAUUAGCCACUGCCUUAUAUAUAUAUAUAUUUAUGUUUUGUGUUCUGUAUUGUAUAAUGAUAUGUAAUGUUAAUGAUGCUGUGCUGCUUUAAUAGUAAAUAGUAAUAUAGUAAAAUAUGUAUUAACUUAGCAUGUACUAUUGAAAAGCUAAUAUCAGAAAAUACAUUUAUUAAAUAUGUUUUUAAUAUAUAUGUAUAGUGCUUAUAAUGUUGAGAUGUUCUCAUACCCAGUCAGGAGUUGGUCUACUGCAACAGUCAUUGGUGUAGGACCUUCAUCUAUUGUUGAUAAAAGUUAAUCAGCUGUGUUUAUUCCUCUUGAUUAUGAAGUUUAUUUUAAAUUCUGUUACUUUUACUGUUCUUUCUUUUACAUAUGGAUUAAAAUAUUAAUAUUGUG
Astyanax mexicanus (Mexican tetra) is the source of this 4078-nucleotide messenger RNA. RefSeq names its product gasdermin Ea (gene gsdmea). Gene Ontology annotation, biological process: programmed cell death. The record is from RefSeq and is a predicted model, not a curated record. NCBI's taxonomy places the organism in Eukaryota, Metazoa, Chordata, Actinopteri, Characiformes, Acestrorhamphidae. Bases 460 to 2142 code for a protein of 560 amino acids. Gene Ontology annotation, cellular component: cytoplasm. The transcript has 10 exons.